GUCCGCGCAUGCGUGAACGUUGAACGCGAAUUAAAACGAGUGAAGGAAAGGAGUGAAAGAAGUUUCGGAUUACCCAUUGGAAUACCAUUCUUAAGAACUGACCUGACUGGAAGUUGAUUUCAAGAAGAUGCGUAGGUCUACUACGCUUUGCAGGCUUCUGCUCCUCUGGCUCUGUGCUGUGUCCGCCAAUGGACACAUACGCAUUGAGGCCCCGGAAGUGCACGUGGCGCCCAGCUACAAGCCGGCAUUCGUUCGCUCUGCCGUGGAGAGCAUGCCCCUGGAGGAUGAUGGCGGUGCACUGAGUCGUUUCAGCGUCAGACCCUCUUUCGGGGACACCUUUCUGCCGCUGCGCAGCGCCGUGGAGAGUGUGCCCACAGUGAACGAGAAGAAUGUGGCGCAGCUAAGGGAAUCCUCACCGUUGCGUUCCUUUGUCAGGGACUCCGUUGAGGCGCCACCAAGUGACGAGGACGAGGACAAUGACUUUCAAGAACCCAUAAACUUUGAGAGUUAUGUACGAGAUAUCGAUGUGGGAGAGGAGCAAGAGCCCGAAAAACUCACGCAACUGGUGGAACCAGAUCCCUGGACGGUGUCGGAUAAAUAUGCGGCCUUCAUAGCUCCAGGCACCACAGAUGACUAUCAUCCGCAGCCAUAUAGAGCGGGUUCUGAGCACCAGGAGCUCCUCAAGAGUGCAGAUAUUGAAGAACACCUUCUGAAGACCGUCAACAUUGAGCAACUGGAGCAUAUUGAUGAGCUCGAUCCCUACAGGGAGCCCCAGUCGUACGGCGCACUGGCGCAGGCGCAGUCGCAUCUGGGGGAGCAGGAACCCGCCUAUGGUGCACUGGCGCAGCUCAAGGCAGCUGAGAAGAAGAAAAACUACAAUGCGGCACCCAAGGUGCUGUGCUACAUGUCCAACUGGGCCUUCUACCGCAAGGCCGAUGGACACUUUGCACCCGAACAGAUCGAUCCACGGCUGUGCUCCGCCAUUAUCUACUCCUUUGCCUCUCUGGAUCCGGAUCAUUUGACCAUAAGGGAAUUCGAUCCCUGGGUGGACAUUGAGAAUCAGUAUUACAAGAGGAUCACCUCGCUGGGCUUGCCCGUUCUGAUUGCCCUGGGUGGUUGGACGGACUCCAGUGGCGACAAGUACUCCCGUUUGGUCAGCGAUGACAUCAAGCGAAAGGUCUUUGCCUCUAGUGUGACGGGUUUCCUGCAGCGACAUGGCUUCGGUGGCCUCCAUCUCGAUUGGAAUUAUCCCAAGUGCUGGCAGAGCGACUGCUCCAAGGGUCCAGCGAGCGAUAAGCCGAAUCUCACGAAGCUGCUAAGGGAACUAAGAACCGAGUUCCAGCGCGUCAACCCCAAACUCCAGCUGGGAGUGGCCAUUUCCGGCUAUAAAGAGAUCAUUACGGAGGCCUACGAGCUGUCUGCCCUGUCGGACAUUGUAGACUACAUGACGGUGAUGACGUAUGACUAUCACGGCGCCUGGGAGGGGCAGACGGGUCAUGUGAGUCCACUCUAUGGUCAGAGCACGGAUAAGUAUCCGCAGUACAACACGGACUACACCAUGCAGCUGCUGGUGAAAAUGGGUGCCCGCCGGGAGAAGCUCAUACUCAGCAUUCCCUUUUACGGCCAGAGUUUUACGCUGGCCAAAACGCAACAGAAGUUGGUCGGCGAGGGCGUGGCAGCCGCAGGACCGGGCGAGGCAGGAGAACUAACCAAGCAGCCGGGAAUGCUGGCCUACUACGAGAUUUGUCAGCGCAUUCGCAAGUCCAAGUGGCUGACAGGCAGGGACUCGAACAGGAGAUCCGGCCCCUUUGCCAUGAUGAAGGACCAGUGGGUGGGCUACGAGGAUCCCGCCAGUGUGGAGGCCAAGGCCCGGUAUGCGGCCAACAAUGACUUUGCGGGUGUGGCCGCCUGGACCGUGGACUUGGAUGAUUUCCAGAAUCGUUGCUGCAGCGAAUCGUAUCCCCUGCUGAAGGCCAUCAAUCGGGCAUUGGGUCGACUGAAUACAGAGCCACCAACUCGCUCAAACUGCGAACGUCCACCGGCAGCGGUGACGCCUGUGCCGCCACAGAUGACUACCAUAAGUAGCGAUGGGUCGGCGGGAGGAGGACCGAAUCAUCAGCACACAACAGCAUGGCCCAGCUGGGAGGCAGGCAUCAGCACCACGCCGAAGCCCAAGCCAAGCACCACAACCACCACAGUGACGACUACCACGAGCAAGAGACCCAAGAGCACCACCACAGCCAGCACAACGAUCUCCUGGUGGAGUUCCACGACCACAAGGCGACCUCCGAGUAAGCCCACACGAACCACCGCCAGACCCGCACACACCACAAUACCCGCUGCUGCUGUCAUCUAUCCCGUCGUACAGCCCUCGAACUGUGCCGCAGGAGAGUUCUAUGCGGAUGCGAAGAACUGCAAUGCCUAUUACCACUGCAUCAUUGCGGGGGAACUGCGUCAGCAGUUCUGUCCUGGGGGCUUGCAUUGGAACAACGAUGCCAAGGGCUGCGAUUGGCCAGCCUCUGCGCAAUGUUCGGUGAAGUGGGAGACGAGUACGGCGAGACCUCAGGCUCAGGCUCCUUCCACAUCCAAAAAACCCAGAAAGACCACAACCAGUGUGAAGCCCACUCGGAAACCCACAAAGCCCACGCAGCAGCAGGCGGCGGCAGUGGGAGGUAGCACCACGAGGAGACCCACAGCUGUCACUGGAAGCACCACAAAGCGUCCCCAUCGCACCACAAGGCGUCCCAGACCACCGAUGUCUGCUCGUUGCAACGAGGGGGCGUACUACACGCACAAGAACUGUGGCAAGUAUUACAUCUGCAUCAAUGGUGCUCUGGUGCCCAACGAAUGCGGCGGAGACUUGCACUGGGAUGGCAUACGAAAGAUCUGCGACUGGCCUCAGAAUGUGCAGUGUGUGACGAGCAAAAAGUAUCUGCGGAUCACACAAUCGACGCGUAGCAGCGAGGAGGAUCCCUGCAAUGGUGAGGAGAGAGUUCCAUACCCUGGGGACUGCUCCAAGUAUCUGUUUUGCUUAUGGAAUCGCCUGCAGGCAGCCGAUUGUCCACCGGGACUGCACUACAAUGAAGCUCUAAAGAACUGCGAUUGGCCAGCAGCUGCAAAGUGCAAUCAGAAUGGAGGCAGUGGAUCCAGCGGAGGAUCUGGCACGAAACCAAAGCCGCCAGCGGCAGCCAAGCCUGCUCCUACGACAAAGAAACCCACAACGACGCCCCGACCCACAUAUCCCACGGAGAAGCCUCUGCUGGAGCCAUUGGAUGGCUACUACAAGGUCGUGUGCUACUUCACCAACUGGGCCUGGUACCGCAAGGGCUUGGGUCGCUACACGCCCGACGACAUCAACACGGACCUGUGCACCCAUGUUGUCUACGGAUUUGCAGUGCUGGACUACUCCGAGCUGACGCUGCGCACCCACGACUCCUGGGCGGACAUUGACAACAACUUCUACACGCGAGUCAGCGGCCUCAAGAGCAAGGGCAUCAAGGUGAGCCUCGCUCUGGGCGGCUGGAACGAUUCCCAGGGCGACAAGUACAGUCGCCUGGUGCGGAGUGCUGCCGCACGUGCCAAGUUUAUCCGCCAUGCUCUUGAGUUUAUUGAAAAGUACGGAUUCGAGGGUUUGGAUCUCGACUGGGAGUAUCCCGUGUGCUGGCAGACCGAAUGCAGCAAGGGAUUCGCUGAGGAGAAGCAAGGAUUCACUGCAUGGGUGCGUGAGCUCUCGGAGGCGUUCAAGCCACGAGGACUGCUGCUCUCCACGGCCGUCUCGCCCAGCAAAAAGAUUAUCGACGCGGGGUACGACGUGCCCGAGCUGUCGCAAUACUUUGAUUGGAUUGCCGUGAUGACCUACGACUUCCAUGGACAGUGGGACAAGAAGACAGGACAUGUGGCUCCACUGUAUCAUCAUCCAGAUGAUGAUUUUGAUUACUUUAAUGCGAACUAUUCCUUGAACUACUGGAUUGAAAAGGGAGCUCCUUCUCGUAAAAUUGUGAUGGGCAUGCCUCUUUACGGCCAAUCCUUUACCCUGGAGAAUGCCAACAAUAAUGGUCUGAAUGCCAAGGCGCCAGGACCCGGCCAGGCGGGAGAAUUCACCAAAGCUGCUGGCUUUUUGGCCUACUACGAGAUUUGCGAUCGUGUGAAGCAUCAAGGCUGGGAGGUUGUCCAGGACGAACGCGGUCGCAUGGGUCCUUAUGCACGCAAGGGCACCCAAUGGGUGUCCUACGAUGAUCCCGAGAUGAUUCGAAAGAAGUCGCAGCUGGUCAGAGCUUUGGACUUGGGAGGCGGCAUGGUGUGGGCCCUCGAUUUGGAUGACUUCCGUAAUCGAUGCGGUGAGGGGGUGCAUCCUUUGCUAAGGGAAAUCCACGAUGUCCUCAAGGAUCCACCCAGUGGCUAUGAACCAGCGCCUGGCUUGAACCCCGUUGAGCCAGAAUCAGUGGAAGAGCAGGCCAUUUCGGAGGAGGCCGGCACCGCUUCUGUGGAGAAUGAAACAGGAGGAGGAGAAGCCUCUCAGGAAGCAGCAGCGGCUGGAGGAGAAACCUCUCAGGAAGCAGCGGCAGGAGGCGAAGAAGUAACCUCGGGAGAAGAUGAAAACGAAGUUGAAGCCAUAGAAGUAGAGGCUGCCCAGCCAGGGCACACCUCCUCCCAAGAGUCCAGCAACGAGGCAGGCGGCUCCUCAGAAUCCUCGCAAGAAAACCAGGUCGAUCCCAACGAAGACAUCGAGGAGGGUGACUUUGAAGUGGAAACCGAACCGGCAUCCCCUGGAGACUUCAAGGUGGUCUGCUACUUCACCAACUGGGCCUGGUACCGUCAGGGCGGGGGCAAGUUCCUGCCCGAGGACAUCGAUGCGGAUCUGUGCACCCACAUUGUGUAUGGGUUCGCGGUGUUAAAUCGGGACAAGCUGACAAUACAGCCGCACGAUUCGUGGGCGGAUCUGGACAACAAGUUCUAUGAGCGUGUGGUGGCCUACAGGAAGAAGGGCGUCAAGGUCACAGUGGCCAUUGGCGGCUGGAACGAUUCUGCUGGUGAUAAGUACGCGCGUUUGGUAAGGAGUGCCCAGGCCCGUGCGAGAUUCAUUCGCCAUGUGAUGGACUUUAUCGAACAAUAUGGCUUUGAUGGCUUGGACCUGGAUUGGGAGUACCCCGUGUGCUGGCAGGUGGACUGCAAGAAAGGCACGGCCGAUGAGAAGCGCGGGUUCACCGACUUGGUGCGGGAAUUAUCUGUGGCAUUCAGACCCAAGGGUCUGCUGCUGUCUUCUGCCGUUUCGCCCAACAAGAAGGUCAUCGAUGCGGGCUACGAUGUGCCCGAGCUGUCGCGCUACUUUGAUUGGAUCGCCGUGAUGGCCUACGACUACCAUGGACAGUGGGACAAGCAGACGGGACACGUGGCGCCCAUGUACGAGCAUCCCGAUGGCACCGCCACCUUCAAUGCCAACUUCUCGAUCAACUAUUGGCUGGAGAGUGGCGCCGAUCGGCGCAAACUGAUCAUGGGCAUGCCCAUGUACGGCCAGUCCUUCUCCUUGGCCCAGUCGAACGAUCAUCAGCUGAAUGCCCCCACCUAUGGCGGUGGCGAGGCGGGAGAGGCCACCAGAGCACGUGGAUUCCUAGCCUACUACGAGAUCUGCACGUACAUCCGACAGCGUGGCUGGAAUGUGGUCAGAGAUGCCAGGGGCAGAAUGGGUCCAUUCGCCUACCUCCGGGACCAGUGGGUGUCCUUUGACGAUGCCCCAAUGAUACGCCACAAGAGCGAGUACGUGAAGGCCAUGGGUCUGGGUGGUGCCAUGAUUUGGGCCCUCGAUUUGGACGACUUCAAAAACGACUGCGGCUGCGAAUCGUAUCCCCUGCUAAAGACCAUUAAUCGUGUGUUGCGUGGCUAUGGUGGACCACAUCCCAAGUGUUUGUUGGAGAACAGUGAGAAGACUAUGAUUUCUGGCGACAAGGAGCCGCCCAAGCCCAGCAUCAACACGAGUGCUUCUCCGCUGACGGAAGCCGCAGGAGUAGCCGCUGCUGGACAGCCCAUCGACUGCAAAGGCAGAAAUUACUUGGCCCAUGAGCGAGAUUGUAACAAGUACUACAUUUGCCAAUACGGAGAGCUUGUAGAGCAGCGCUGCCCUGCGGGUCUUCAUUGGAAUGAAAACUACUGCGAUUGGCCCAACAAUGCCAAAUGCUCGGUGCGCGCGGAUCAAACCACCCAAGCACCGGCCAUACAUCGACCAAAACCUACCAGCAGCAGCAGCACGGCAGUCGCUCCUGCAGCCACAAAACCCACCAAGAAACCCUUUACACCGCCCAACAAGAAGCCCAUUUCGAGACCCAAACCAACACCAGCACCGGCGUUGGGCAGUGGAGAGGACUACAAGGUCGUCUGCUACUUCACCAAUUGGGCUUGGUAUCGUCCGGGGCAGGGUAAGUACGUUCCCGAAGAUAUCGAUGCCAAUCUGUGCACCCACAUUGUGUAUGGGUUUGCGGUGCUAAACAGCAACUCGCUGACCAUCAAGACACACGACUCGUGGGCGGAUAUCGACAACAGGUUCUACGAGCGAGUGGUGGAGUACAAGCAGAAGGGUCUCCGGGUAACCGUGGCCAUUGGCGGAUGGAAUGAUUCGCUGGGCAGCAAAUAUGCCCGUUUGGUGCUGGACCCUCAGGCGCGUGCGCGCUUCAUCGAGAGUGUCCUGCAGUUUGUGGAAAAGUAUGGCUUUGAGGGACUCGAUCUCGACUGGGAGUAUCCCGUGUGCUGGCAGGUGGACUGCGCCAAGGGAUCACCCGCAGAGAAGCAAGGAUUUGCGGCUCUGGUGAGGGAGCUAUCGGAUGCCUUCCGGCCCAGAGGAUUGCUUCUAUCAGCCGCUGUGUCGCCCAGCAAAAUGGUCAUCGAUGCGGGCUACGAUGUGCCCCAGCUGUCGCGCUACUUUGAUUGGAUCGCUGUGAUGACAUACGACUUCCAUGGCCACUGGGACAAGCAAACGGGCCAUGUGGCGCCUCUGUACUAUGUUGAGGGCGAUGCCAAUCCGUAUUUUAACGGGAACUUCAGCAUUCACUACUGGCUGGAUCAGGGCACGCCCGCGAGUAAGCUGAUCAUGGGCAUGCCGCUCUAUGGACAAUCCUUUUCGCUUUCGGAUCAAAAGCAUCGCUCGUUGAACGACAAGACGGCGGGACCCGGACAAGCAGGAACAUACACACGCGCCGGAGGAUUCCUGGCCUACUACGAGAUCUGCGAGAAGGUCAGCAACGGAGGCUGGACUGUGGUCCGGGAUGAGGAGGGUCGCAUCGGUCCGUAUGCCUACAGCGGCAAUCAAUGGGUCUCCUACGAUGAUGUGGCGGAUAUUCGACGCAAGGCGCAGUUUGUGCGGAGUCUGAAGCUUGGCGGUGGCAUGGUCUGGGCCCUGGAUCUCGACGACUUCCACGGCCGCUGCGGUUGUGGCAAGCAUCCGCUUCUGCGCACCCUCAACCAGGAGCUGCGCGGCAUUCCCGGACAGCGGACCAACGAUUGCACAUAAUAAUCAAUAUUCCGGAAUAUUACUUAGUGAUCAUAUCUCGUAUGCCGUCUUCUGCUUGAAAAAAAAAAAAUCCAUUGCUGCUGACUGGGCUCGCAAUCUAUUGUCAAGAUUUUUGCCAUUUAGUUGUAUAAGCACGAAAAACCCAAACUCCAAACCUAUCCUAUCCCCAAUAAACUGAUAUUUUAUGCUA
Molecule: messenger RNA, 7688 nt
Organism: Drosophila guanche
Lineage: Eukaryota; Metazoa; Arthropoda; Insecta; Diptera; Drosophilidae
Product: probable chitinase 10
Exons: 8
Coding region: 128-7498 (2456 amino acids)
Biological process (GO): carbohydrate metabolic process; chitin catabolic process
Cellular component (GO): extracellular region
Molecular function (GO): chitinase activity; chitin binding
Source: RefSeq, a predicted model, not a curated record